Molecule: messenger RNA, 2134 nt
Organism: Musca domestica (house fly)
Lineage: Eukaryota; Metazoa; Arthropoda; Insecta; Diptera; Muscidae
Gene: Osi12
Exons: 2
Coding region: 42-965 (307 amino acids)
Source: RefSeq, a predicted model, not a curated record
AAACUAAAAAAACUAACGAAUACCAAAAAAGAAAAAAAAUCAUGAUCAACAAAAAGACAAUGAGUUGUUGUAAAUCACCAUCAAUGUUAUUGUUGUAUUUAUCCCUUUUGUCUUGUUGCCUACAUGGCAUUAGUGCCAGCACCGAAAAUAUUUCAUCAUCGCCCUCGACAUUUCAAAAUGCCGGAACACGUACCAUUCUGAGGAUCUAUGAUGAGUGCAGCAGAACCGAUGGUGGAUUUGUGCCAUGUCUUAAGAAAAAGGCUAUAUCCUUUAUUGAUCGCAUCUCAUUUAUUGAUUCAAUAACUAUUGCCGAUGGUGUUAAAGUUGUGAAAAUGCCAGCUUCUGCUGGCGCAGUACCCUAUAUUCGGCCGAUGACUAGUGAAAAUGAAUUGGAAUCAACUCUGUCUAGGUCUGGUGAAGAUCGGGACACAAAACUGACCAAUAUUCUGAUCGAACGUUUAAGUAAUUUCUUCAAUGCCCAUACAUUGCAAGUUAGUUUUCCCAAGUUGUCAUCUGAAGAAUUGGGCCGCGGAUUGGAAGAAGGUCGUGGUAAAAUGAAGAAAAUGAUGGGCAUGAUGAUUAUGGGUAUGGCUAUGAAAAUGAUGGGCAUGAUACCCAUUGCCAUGGGUAUGCUGUACAUUUUGGCCGGCAAGGCCUUGAUUAUAUCCAAGAUUGCCUUGCUGUUGGCAGGCAUCAUUGGUUUGAAGAAACUGUUGUCGGGAGGUGGCAAGUCAAGCGGCAGUUCUACUUGGUCCUCCGGUGGUGGUGGUGGCGGCGGCUGGUCCUCGGGCGGUGGCGGCAGUGGUGGCUGGGAUAGACGUUCCCUAAAUGAGGCCCAAGAGUUGGCAUAUCGUAGCUAUACAAAACAAUAUCAACAGCAACAACAACAGCUGCAGCAGCAACAACAACAGCAAGUCCAGCAACAGCAACCGUUAAAGUCAUCAUCAAGCGAUAAGAAGCUAUAAACGGUACCACAGAAAAAAAGAGCAGUAGACCGACCGAUCGAUGACAACAAAGACACUAACCUAGUGGAGAGCUUGUUCCAAAUGAAAAAAUUAAUUAUCUUAUAGAUAAUUUAUUAUUUUUCGCUCACAAACGCAAUGACACUGUGUAAUUAAAAUGAAAUUGUAGUUCACAAAUCUUUACUUCUAAAUAGUUUAGCGGCACGCUUUAAGCCGAACACGCACACUCACACACAUUUUUGGCAUCAUUCUGAAGUCGUCAGACCUCAAUUUCCAAUCUACUGAAGAUAAAUAUUUCCCAUUACUACUGCUCAAGCUGGCCUCGUCUUGUAACAGUUAUUUGUGAAAUUAGUUUUCAUAUCAAAUUUCUCUUCAUUUUUUUGCCAGACCAUAGAUUUCCUCCUAUUUCUGUAUCAUCUGUCUAUCACUCAACUGCAAAUCUACUUUGCUUUUCUAUUAAACUCUAACGUUUCUUUUUCUUCGGAACACCAGCAGCUUCAGUUCAACUUUGAACUUUUGGCUAUGUUUGCGUGCAACGUCAGUCCCAUACCGCCGGUAUCAGCAUCAAAUAUAUCUUGGCACUCCGCUUUGGCAUGUUCUGAUUGUGCCACACGCACGCCUUGGCUACAUGUUCCUGAUGUGGAAGAAAAUGUUCACUUUUUCAUCUCUGCCAUUUCCUCAGUUCACUGUAUCAUAUCAAAACGCUGGUGUCUUCAUUCAAACUUUUGUUAACUGUUUCAUUCACUUCAUCAUCUUCGAAGAUUUCCAGCAAGCAAGCGGUAUAGCUUCCUUAUUUUCAUUUGCAUUCUUAUUUUCUUUCUUUCAUCUUCAACAGCAUCCAUCCAUUGUAUCUUUUAAUCCGUUAGUCACAUAAGAAAUGUUUCAAUAAUUUAAUGUAGUUUUUAAGAGAUUUUCAGACAAAGAUUAUUAACUUAUGUAUGAGUAAGUGUGUUUGUUUUCCUUUUCUUGUAUGAUUCUGUGGAAAUUCCAAAAGAAAACGCUAUUUUUUGUAGAAUUUUCUCACUUUCGGCAGCAAGAAUAUCACACAUCACAAACUGUGCUACGUAUUUACUUAACUAUUUAUUAUAUUUAUUUAUUGAAUGUAUUUAUUUAAUUUAAUAAUAAAUUAUUUAUAACAUGUUUUUUGCGAAAAUAAACGUUCAGCAUUUAAA